Molecule: messenger RNA, 816 nt
Organism: Aspergillus bombycis
Lineage: Eukaryota; Fungi; Ascomycota; Eurotiomycetes; Eurotiales; Aspergillaceae
Exons: 1
Coding region: 1-816 (271 amino acids)
Source: RefSeq, a predicted model, not a curated record
AUGGCGGAUGUUCGAUCAUUACUUCGAAACGAACUGGCUUCUCGCAAGGGCUCAAAUCAGACCGGAAGAGCAGCAACGACGACAACAAAUCGUGUUACCAAGAAGCGCAAGGUAGAUCCUGAAGAUGACUUGACGCGCAAGAAGAUGAGACACGCGAUCGCAAACGCAGAUCCGCAGUCGGCGAAUAUUCGUACCGUACAGCCACCGAGUGCCCAGUCCCUUGAUGAAGACAUUGAACUCCCAGAACGAGAUACUGCUGGCCCGGAACCCCCAUCAGAAGAAGACGCCGAGCAGCUUUCCGCUCAACCUAGCGCACAACCAUCUGAGGCAGCAGUGGCAUCGAAUAGCACGACUGAGCAACCCAAGACUAUUGAUGAAGACGAAUGGGCUGCUUUUGAGCGUGAAGUAGCGGCGCCAACCCGGGCACCACAAGCGCCUGCUGCAGUCGCCGCACAGGCGACGAUAUCAGCGGCACCUGUUUCCGCCGAGCAGCUGGCAGCACAACAAGAGAAAGAAAAUGACACAAUAGCCCGUGGUCGGGAGGCCGAGGCCGAAGGUGAACGAGAAGAUGCAGCCCGCUUCUUAGAAGACGAGUUUGAUGAGAUGGAACAACUAGAGGAGCGGGUUAGACGGCUGAAGCACAAACGUGAGGAGCUAAGAAAUAUGAGGGCCACAGGGGCUAAAGAUGUUGAUUUGAUGGAUGGUCCAGCUUCGGCCGCCGCAGUGUCAGACCAUGAAAAGAGCCAGGAAGAUGAAGAAAAUGACGAUGACGACGACGACGACGAUGAUGACUGGGAUAACUGGAGAUUCAGGUAA